Molecule: messenger RNA, 3893 nt
Organism: Spea bombifrons (plains spadefoot toad)
Lineage: Eukaryota; Metazoa; Chordata; Amphibia; Anura; Pelobatidae
Gene: ZSWIM6
Product: zinc finger SWIM-type containing 6
Exons: 14
Coding region: 1-3507 (1168 amino acids)
Cellular component (GO): Cul2-RING ubiquitin ligase complex
Molecular function (GO): zinc ion binding
Source: RefSeq, a predicted model, not a curated record
AUGGCGGAGCGCGGUCAGCAGCCUCCUGCUAAACGGCUCUGCUGCAGACCAGGCUUCAGCUCGGCUUGCAGGCCGGGUCAGCGGACGGGCGGAGCCUCCUGUGGGGCCAGCGGCUCUGCCCAUGGUCUGGCCGGCAAGACACAAAACCCGGAGUCCCUCCUGGAUAUCGCGGCCCGCAAGGUGGCUGAAAAGUGGCCAUUUCAGCGGGUUGAGGAACGUUUCGAGAGGAUCCCCGAGCCCGUACAGCGCCGCAUAGUCUACUGGUCUUUCCCUCGGAGCGAGAGGGAGAUCUGCAUGUACUCGUCCUUUAACACUGGUGGGGAUGAUGGGACGCCCUCCGGAGGGGUGACGGUUCCUGGAGCCGCAGGCACAGCCGGUACAGGAGCGACGACGGCGGUUGGAACGGCCUCUGUAGCAGCCACAGCGGCCGUGGCAGCAGCUGCAGCCGGGGAGAGCAUUGAGGAAAACAGGCUGCCCUUCCGCCGGGGCAUCGCUCUGCUAGAGGGCGGCUGCGUGGACAAUGUCCUGCAAGUUGGUUUCCAUUUGAGUGGCACGGUGACAGAACCUGCAAUGCAGUCGGAGCCGGAGACCGUUUGCAACGUGGCCAUCAGCUUUGAUCGUUGCAAGAUUACCUCAGUGACCUGCAGCUGUGGAAACAAAGACAUCUUUUAUUGCGCCCACGUCGUUGCACUCUCGCUAUACCGCAUCCGCAAGCCGGACCAGGUCAAGCUGCAUCUUCCUAUUUCAGAGACCCUCUUUCAAAUGAACAGAGACCAGCUGCAGAAAUUUGUACAGUAUUUGAUCACCGUUCACCACACGGAGGUCUUGCCGACGGCGCAGAAACUAGCGGACGAAAUUCUAUCGCAGAACUCGGAAAUCAAUCAAGUUCACGGUGCUCCGGAUCCUACAGCCGGUGCCAGUAUAGAUGACGAAAACUGCUGGCACUUGGAUGAAGAACAGGUCCAGGAACAGGUGAAGUUGUUCCUCUCGCAGGGCGGCUAUCACGGAUCAGGGAAGCAACUCAACUUGCUCUUUGCAAAGGUGCGGGAGAUGUUAAAGAUGAGGGACUCCAAUGGAGCGCGCAUGCUGACGCUAAUAACUGAGCAGUUCAUGGCGGAUCCUCGACUCUCACUAUGGCGGCAACAAGGCACUGCAAUGACUGACAAAUACAGGCAGCUCUGGGAUGAACUAGGUGCCCUCUGGAUGUGUAUAGUCUUAAAUCCCCACUGCAAACCGGAGCAGAAGGCCAGUUGGCUGAAACAGCUGAAGAAAUGGAACAGUGUUGAUGUGUGUCCCUGGGAAGAUGGGAACCAUGGAAAUGAGCUGCCCAAUUUAACCAAUGCUUUGCCUCAGGCUGGAAAUGCCAACCAGGAUUCAUCGCACAGACCUCAUCGAACAGUGUUCACACGAGCCAUCGAGGCAUGCGAUCUUCACUGGCAAGAUAGUCACUUGCAGCACAUUAUCAGCAGUGACCUUUAUACCAACUACUGUUACCAUGACGACACUGAAAACUCACUCUUUGACUCUCGUGGGUGGCCCCUUUGGCACGAGCAUGUCCCAACCGCAUGUGCAAGGGUGGAUGCACUGAGGUCCCAUGGCUACCCACGAGAGGCCCUCCGACUAGCAAUAGCCAUUGUCAACACGCUAAGGCGGCAGCAGCAGAAACGGAUGGACCUUUUUCGAAUCCAGAAGAAAGAGCUUCUACACAAAGGCUUAACAUCCAUAACAAAUCUUGAAGGCUGGGUUGGCCAUCCUUUGGAUCCUAUCGGUACGCUGUUCAGUAGCCUCAUGGAAGCCUGCAGAGCUGAUGAUGACGGAUUCCAUGGGUUCUCUGAUUUUACAGACGUGUUCGGGCAUUGCAAGUCUGUGGAUUAUCAGCAUAUGUCUCCCCACAAGUUUUUAGAAGAAGGAGAAUCCUACUUAACGCUGGCCGUGGAGGUAGCGCUAAUAGGACUAGGACAGCAGAGAAUAAUGCCAGACGGUUUGUACGCACAAGAGAAGGUGUGUCGGAACGAGGAGCAGCUCAUUUCUAAACUGCAAGAAAUCGAACUGGACGAUACGCUAGUAAAAAUCUUUCGAAAGCAAGCAGUCUUCCUAUUAGAAGCUGGUCCAUACAGUGGUCUGGGUGAAAUUAUCCAUCGAGAGAGUAUUCCAAUGCACACAUUUGCCAAGUAUCUCUUCACCUCCCUCCUACCUCACGAUGCUGAAUUAGCAUACAAAAUUGCACUGAGAGCAAUGAGGCUGCUAGUGCUGGAAUCCACGGCUCCUACAGGUGACAUGUCCCGGCCACACCAUAUUGCCUCAGUAGUUCCUAACCGUUACCCCCGCUGGUUCACCCUGAGUCAUAUUGAGUCUCAACAGUGUGAGCUGGCAUCUACCAUGCUGACAGCAGCCAAAGGUGAUGUUAGGAGGCUGGAAACAGUGUUAGAGUCCAUCCAGAAAAACAUCCACUCCUCAUCGCAUAUUUUUAAACUUGCACAGGAUGCAUUUAAAAUAGCAACAUUAAUGGACAGCUUGCCAGAUAUAACGCUUCUAAAAGUGUCCCUGGAACUGGGCCUUCAGGUAAUGAGAAUGACGCUUUCCACUUUAAAUUGGCGACGUCGUGAAAUGGUUAGAUGGCUGGUAACAUGUGCAACUGAAGUGGGGGUAUAUGCACUGGACAGCAUCAUGCAAAGUUGGUUUACACUCUUCACUCCAACAGAGGCCACUAGUAUUGUUGCUACGACAGUUAUGUCCAACAGCACCAUUGUCCGUUUGCACCUCGACUGCCAUCAACAGGAGAAGCUGGCAGGCAGUGCUAGGACGCUUGCACUCCAGUGUGCGAUGAAGGACCCACAAAACUGUGCCCUGUCAGCACUUACUUUAUGUGAAAAGGAUCACAUAGCUUUUGAGACAGCUUACCAAAUUGUCCUGGAUGCUGCUACGACCGGCAUGAGCUACACGCAACUUUUUACAAUAGCACGGUACAUGGAGCACCGUGGUUAUCCCAUGAGGGCCUAUAAACUGGCUACAUUGGCCAUGACGCAUUUGAACCUGAGCUACAACCAGGAUACUCACCCUGCCAUUAAUGACGUUUUGUGGGCUUGUGCUCUCAGCCACUCCCUCGGGAAAAAUGAGCUAGCAGCGAUAAUACCUCUUGUAGUCACAAGUGUCAAGUGUGCAACAGUACUUUCAGACAUUCUGCGCAGGUGCACUUUGACCACUCCUGGGAUGGUGGGACUUCAUGGGCGAAGGAACUCUGGCAAGCUUAUGUCACUGGACAAAUCCCCUUUGAGACAGCUUUUGGAUGCCACAAUUGGGGCCUACAUAAACACAACGCAUUCGCGGCUCACGCACAUCAGCCCUAGACACUACAGUGAAUUUAUAGAGUUUCUUAGCAAGGCCCGAGAGACCUUUUUAAUGGCUCACGACGGACACAUUCAGUUUACACAGUUCAUUGACAACCUAAAACAGAUCUACAAAGGCAAAAAGAAACUGAUGAUGCUGGUCCGUGAACGAUUUGGUUGAUGACAACGUGUGAAUGGGGCUGGGUGGGAGGGGGAAGGUUUGUUUUUACUUGAGCCUGCCUUUUUAUCCUUUUUAACUUAAGAAGAAAAAAUGUCAAAACAAUACAAAAAAAGAGCCACACCGGUAUUAUGUGUAUAGUUAUAUUGCGUUUGCAAAACUAAAUUGUCAUAUUGUGAAAGUUUGCGUAUCUGUUUUCUUUUUCCUUAUUUUUGUUCUGUUUUCCAGUUAUCUGUGUGUGUGAGAGAACUUCAAGGUUUGGUUUACACUGAGUAUAUGUUGUCAAGUGGUGAAAGGCCACGUAGCUCUCCUCCUCCUUCUGUAUUUGUUCACAGCCUCAAAAAUGCAAUGGCUUUAAAAUAAUAAUUAUUGAAAAACAAAAAAAAAUC